AUAGCUAGACUAUUUUGAUGGGCUAUUUUAUUUUGGAUGUUUCAUAACUUUGUCGUUUGUUAUAGUAAAUGUAUAAGCUACCUUAGGCUACGCCAUAAAACACAAACAAGAUGAAUAUUCAAAGUAGUGAUAUUAGCUCGUUUAAAUGUAGUUUAGUCAAUGUGAACCUGGUUGCGCACAAGGUGGGGGUGAUCGCCGGGCCACUCUGUCUGGAGGGUCAUCCAGGAUUCGUGCACUCUGGUUGGUCCCCCGGCCUUGCUUGCGCUGGACAACAGCAGGAAUAAUGAAACUACAGGAUGCUGGCCGUUGAGUGAUGCGUUCGGGCCCACUGGAAGAUAUUUAUAUCUUAAAUUCUGCAGUGGAGACAGUGGAAUGAGGAAUGAGAGUCUCAGAGAAUAUUCGCAAACCAACUAUAUUCCUGAACAGGCGGGCUACUACCCCUCUUCUCAAGAGACAGGCUACCCUGCAGACCUCUGCCCCCGGUCAGACUACACACCACAGACCUACACUUGUGAAACCGUGCAACAGCAGGGUCGUGAGCCGGGGCUUUCCAGCCAGCCUCUUCCCUUCACCGGUCAGACGGAACCAUGCUCCCCUGUCCACCUGCCCGGUCCAAGGACCUGCGGCCCGCAACAACAGCAGAAAAGUGAGAGCAAGCCUCCGGCUGUUGUCUACCCGUGGAUGAAAAAGGUGCACGUUGUCACCGUGAACCCGAACCACACGGGACCGGAGCCCAAACGGUCGCGGACGGCGUAUACUCGGCAGCAGGCUUUAGAACUGGAGAAGGAAUUUCAUUUUAACAGGUACCUCACACGGAGGCGACGCAUUGAGAUUGCACAUACGCUGUGUCUAUCGGAAAGGCAAAUUAAGAUCUGGUUCCAGAACCGGAGGAUGAAGUGGAAGAAGGACCAUAAACUUCCCAACACCAAAGGCCGAUCCUCCGGUGGCCCUGGCCAGAGAUCGCUGGCAGUAAAGGACGACCCUACUCACAUCACGGCACUGUAGGACAGGGCACUCCGUCCUGGAAGAACUGGGUUUAAACAGCUAUGUUGAAACACCUGGAGAACACGCACACAGACAGUUUAUAUGAAGACACAAUUUUUGUUCCGAUUCAAGGCUGAUCCAUGCAGAGAAACAGGCUUCGGGGUUAAUGCAACUCAACUUAAACCUCAUUUUACCUGUUUGACUGAAAUAGACUAAAGGUGAACAAGCCCACGUCCAGUUAUGUCUGUUCUUGAUGACAGUAGGCUAUUUAUAUUCAUCAGUUUGAUAUGCUAUGUUCAUUAUAAUCUUUCAUUUCGUCCUUUCUGUAUUUCUGGGGGUGAAUAUCGCCCGUUAAUGUGUAAAUGCGGCAUAUUUUAUUUGUAAAAAUGCUUCUGAAUGCCCGAAUACCAAUAAUGUAAACUACAAAUAAAGUAGUUAUUUUAAACUAUAAAUAUACUUUGUAAAGCUAU
Molecule: messenger RNA, 1454 nt
Organism: Hypomesus transpacificus
Lineage: Eukaryota; Metazoa; Chordata; Actinopteri; Osmeriformes; Osmeridae
Product: homeobox protein Hox-D4a-like
Exons: 3
Coding region: 373-1005 (210 amino acids)
Biological process (GO): regulation of transcription by RNA polymerase II; embryonic skeletal system morphogenesis; anterior/posterior pattern specification
Cellular component (GO): nucleus
Molecular function (GO): DNA-binding transcription factor activity, RNA polymerase II-specific; RNA polymerase II cis-regulatory region sequence-specific DNA binding
Source: RefSeq, a predicted model, not a curated record